CUCCCUCCCUCCUCCUUCCCUUUGGAUUCCCCGAAGAGGGAGAGGGAUGGAGAGAUGCAUGGAUGAAUAAGUAAACAAGGUCGCCUUUUUUCCGCCUCUGGACUUGCUUCCAAAGGGGGCGAGAGGGGAGAGAGAGCCCCUCGAGACAUCUCCCACGCUCUCUCCCUGUGUUGCGAUUUUGAGGGAGGCGAAAAGGCCGUCCAACCGAAAAGAGAGGAAGAAAAGUUUGCGGAGAGUCUGCUUUCCCCUUUCCCCGCGGCUCUGGCCUCUUUCGGCUCCUUUGGGGAGAAGCAGGCUCUCUGAAUGAGUCCCCGGCGGGGAGGAGGAGGCGGCGGCUUUCCGAAGGGCCCGCGGGCUCACCUCCUCCUCUCGCUCCUGCCAUCCGAAGAAGGGUCGGAGCCUAAAGACUUGGAGGAGAUGCUCCGGAGCGCAGGGUAACCGCUGCCGGCGGGUCGGGAAAGCAGCACCUUCUCGGGAGACUUUGCGGGGAGCCUUCCUUCGCCAUGGCCCCUUGGCCCCGGGGAGGCUUGGCUUUGGCCUUGCUCUGGGCAGCGCUGCUGGGAAGAGUGACCGUGGGCCGUGGCAUCCUGGACAACAUACCGAAAUUUUCCUCUCUACCAACAUAUCUACCUGUAAAAUAUCAGAUCUCACGCACUGAGACUUCAUUUUUCCUCAGAGAAGCUAAUCAGGAGUUCAUGCGAAACUCAAGUUUGCAGUCACGGAUAGAAACCUUCUUUACCUACAAAACCAAAAAGACACCUGUAAUAAAUGCUAGUUAUGGACCAUUCUCUGUGGAACAUACUGUGCCCCAGGAUCUCCUGUUGACUUCAGACAUUUUUGGUUCCACCAACAAGUUUACAUUCAACUGGAAGCUGAAAGCCUACAUCAUGAGUGAAAAGGUUUAUUUGACCAGGCCUAAAGUUCAAAUACUUUUUUAUAUUGUGGGAAGAGAUUGGGAUGAUUACAGUGCUACAGAACAGCUACCUUGCAUGAGAGUCUUUGCUUUUCGAGAAACGCGGGAGGUCCGUGGCAGCUGCAGGCUCAAAGGCGAUCUGGGUUUAUGUGUGGCUGACUUGGAACUUCAGCCAGCCUGGUUUAACCCACCAACAGUUGUUACUGGCCGUAAGAAAGCAGCUGAUCCAUCUGAAGGAAGUUCUGUAGAGCUUUACUACACCAUCCAGCCUGGAGAUGAGAAAGGGGAGUGUAGCACUGAAGACAUCAGGAAGGGAAAUGCUAUCCGUCCAGGGAAGGAAGGAGCUGGGGAAACCAUGUCCCACUUACAAAGAAUUGGUUCUAUCAGUCUCCACCGGGUCCCAGAAAGCUCUCAGCUGACAGAGUUGUGGUUGGACAGCAAUGUGGCCCUUUGGCUGCCCUCAAAACCUGUCAAACAAGGAGAAGUAGUGAGUGCUUUAGUGACGCUCGCAAACAACGUUACAGUGGAUCAGUUCAUUCUAAGGGCUAAAGUGAAGAAAGGCGUAAAUAUUCUGAGUGCUAAGGCAAGCGAUCCACAGCAGUGGGAUGUCACACAGGAGGUUGGCAAUGGAGGAAAACAUUCAACCACAACGGUGAUGUGUCAGAGAAUAAUACCGACUCCAAGAAGCAGGAGUAGCAGUAACAAUAUGUUCAGUGAGGUGGUAAGAUUGAACUUUGAAAUUGCCAGCUUCAGCAGUCUGUCUGGGACGCAGCCCAUCACAUGGCAAGUGGAAUAUCCCCGAAAGAGGACAACAGACACAGCCCUCUCUGAAAUCUUCAUAUGCCAGAAGGAUCUUGUGGGGAUUGUUCCACUGGCAAUGGAUACAGAAAUCCUCAACACUGCAAUCCUCACAGGGAAGACAGUAGCUGUUCCCAUCAAGGUGGUUUCAAUUGAAGAAAACGGUGCUGUGACUGAUAUCUCAGAAUCAGUGGAAUGCAAAUCUUCUGCUGAGGAUGUCAUCAAAGUUUCUGACCGGUGUGAUUAUGUUUUUGUCAAUGGUAAGGAAAUGAAAGGCAAGGUUAAUACACUGGUGAACUUCACCUAUCAAUAUCUGAGUGCUGCCCUGCAAGUGACAGUUUGGGUGCCACGUCUACCUCUGCAAAUUGAAGUUUCAGAUACGGAACUCAGCCAAAUCAAAGGCUGGAGAGUUCCCAUCGUCUCUAACAAGAGACCUACACGGGACAGUGAUGAUGAUGAGGAAGAUGAGCGGAAGGGAAGAGGCUGUACCCUCCAGUAUCAGCAUGCCAUGGUGCGUGUUCUCACUCAGUUUGUGGCGGAGGAUUCCACCCCAUGGGGACAACUCACCUAUUUGCUGGGCUCUGACUGGCACUUCGACAUCACAGAUUUGGUGACAGACUUCAUGAAGCUUGAGGAGCCGCACGUGGCCCAGCUACAGGGAGGCAAAGUUCUGGUUGGACAGGAAGUUGGCAUGACAAUGGUCCAGGUUCUGUCUCCACUGUCUGACUCCAUCUUGGCAGAGAAGACUGUGACUGUGCUGGAUGACAAAGUGACCAUCACCAAUAUGGGAAUCCAGCUUGUAGCUGGAUUGUCGCUCUUUCUACAGCCCAGUACAGCAAGCCACCAGGCUAUCAUGACUACAACUGUUGCCCAAGAAUUGCUCCAUACUCCCAAACAGGAGGCAGUGGUCAGCUCCUGGAUCCAGUUCAGUGAUGGCUCUGUUACUCCGUUGGACAUUUAUGAUCCCAAAGACUUUUCACUUUCUGCUUCCUCACUCGACGAAUCCGUCAUUUCAGCCCAUCAGACUUCGAAUGUGAAAUGGCCUGUAAUUGCAGCAGAAGGUGAAGGGCAAGGCAUUUUGGUUAAAGUAGACAUGAUGAUUUCCGAAACCUGCCAGAAGUCUAAGAGGAAGAGCAUUUUAGCUGUAGGCAAUGGUAGAAUUAAAGUGAAGUUUGGUCAGAACGACGCCAAUUCCCAUGGUGUUGCUGAUUAUGAUGCUGAUGAGAUUGAAAACCAUGCGAGUGGCCGCAGGCAGAAGUCACUGGACCAAGAAAGGUAUGGCCAAGAUGGACAGUACUAUGGGAGCUCUUUAGCUGAGCUAGAGGAAGACGCUGAAAGGAAAGUCAGCACCACUGCGAAGUCUAUAAUCAAAAGCAAAGUCUUAAAAAACAGCCUGGAUGGGAAAAAGCUGUCCGAUGAUGGACAGCUCCAAAACAUUCCAAUAGACUUCACCAACUUCCCAGCUCAAAUUGACCUCCCCAAAAGUAAUGGUGGCAUGGAGGAGAAUGACCUUGUGCAGGCGCCCAGAGACCUCAGUGACUUAGAGAUUGGGAUGUAUGCCUUGUUAGGAGUGUUCUGUCUUGCCAUUCUAGUCUUUUUGAUAAAUUGUGCCACAUUCACAUUAAAAUAUCGACAUAAGCAAGUUCCAGUUGAAGGGCAGAACCCUAUGAGCCACUCCCACGAUUGGGUGUGGCUUGGGAAUGAAACAGAGUUGCUGGAGAAUCAAGGAAACGCCGCUCUCCAGCAGGAUGAGCGCACAACUAAUAUUGACCGAGGUAUAGGCUUUGAUGAAAGCAACCAGCUUCUCAAUGGCAACACACUGAAGAGCAUCCAGAGCCAAAUUCAUCGGUCAGCUGACUCGGAGAGCAAGCAGGAAAAAGAGCAAAGGCUUGAGCCCCCUUUGCAUUCUCCCACCUCCAAGCGAAAGCGUGUCAAGUUCACAACAUUCACCACCAUUCCUCCAGAUGAUGGUUGUCCUACUGUCAACUCCAUCCUCAACUGCAAUGAGGAUGACAUUAAAUGGGUUUGCCAAGAUAUGGACCUGGGGGAGACAAAAGAGAUCAGAAACUACAUGGAGAAGCUCAAAGACAAAGCAUAGCUCCAACUCUAGGUUUUUAUCAGUUCAGAACCACACCUUGAUGCCUUCAGUUGUAUUGGAACAUAAAACAUAAGAUGGAUGUUUGUGUGUUGGGGAGGGAACCAGAUUUACAAACAAGAUAGGGGUUCCUAAAUAGGGAGAGGUGUUUGCUAAAGCUAUCCAUGGUAGGUUAUUUUUCUUUCCCUUCACUUCAAAUGGAAUGCUCAUGUCUUUGAGUCCAAAGGAAUAAAUUGGAUAAUACGAUAAACUGGAAAAAGGCAAAAUUAUGAAAUUUAUGCUUAGGGUGUUGAAGACUAUUAAACAGAAGGUACCAAAAGUAUUUUUUAAACAGAAAAAAUAAUAAAACACAUGAAACGUCUUUAUAUUUCUAAUAACACAUUGAAAAUGUGAAACCAAGACUUGAGAAGAGACUAUGUGGAGGUUCUCCUCAGACGGCGGCUUUCUGGUCCUGCAGAUAAAGGGAGGAUAUGAUGUUUAGAGAAAAGAGUUGCUGUUCUUUUUUUUCUUUUCAUGUUUAUUUUUUUAAACAAAAUAUGUGUGUCACAUGCUGAAAAUAGAUCUCUCUUCACUCACUCCUCCAUCUCUUCUUCACCACUCUGCCUUUCAGAUUUUGCUUUCAGUGCAUGUCAUAGGAGAGGUGUUAAACAUUCAAAUCACAGAGUGUCUUUACAACAGAGUGGGAAAACUUCAGGCUUUUGGGGUUUUUACUGGAAUGAAAGAUACAAGAACUGGAAUCUGGUAUAGAUAAAUUAAGAAAUGUACUUAAAUUUUAAAAAAUUCUAAACCCAGGAAUUUGUUUUGAGUAUCAGCACUGAGUGGAUCUAUCCAUCUUUCCAUACAGAAAUCCAGUGGCAGCUGGUGAUUCUGAUGUCAGUGGAGCAGUGAAUCCACUGCAAAGUUUAAUCAUUUUAUUACUGCUGUUGUGAAACUAUUGAGAGUAGAGAUCAUUCAGGGUGCUGGAACACAAAACAUGAAGGUCUAUGAGCUCUGUUUGUUGCAGCAGGUACUUUUCCUAGUGCUGCCAUUCUCCUCUCCAAGCAAAGCCUCGUUUACAGAGGGCUCACAUCUCCACACUCUUGGCUGGCUUUGUUACUUCUCAGUUAUGACAUUGCACAAAAUCAUGUCAUGCCAUAUCAUAAUUGAGAAAAAAAAUAUGGGUGAAAGGAAGAGGAGGGUCACUGCCAUUGGGGGUAAGAUGAGAAAAAAGAGAUACAAGUGUCCACAACUCAAGUCUGAGACAAAUCUAACAUCUGGCUAAGCAAAGGGGCAAGCUCUCAUGGGAACAAGACUUUGGUCUAGAAGCAGUCCUGGUUGAGGCUGAUUAUGGCACAAUUUUUUACCAGGUCAAAGAUGACCAAUGGGCUGUCUGAGUGGGUGGAGCUACCCUGAAGGAUGGAGUCGGUAAGGGGAAUUAUCAACACAUCAUUUCAAAUAGUUUGCCACAAGGGGGCAGGCCAAGCAAAAAUCAUAAUACUAGAUUCUACUUUGAGUUGCUCCUCAUUUACAACAAAAACAGUUGAAGGGAACCAAAGUUCUUUUCUGUCUCUCUGGAAUUCCUGUUCAGCCAGCUAAAUAGGGACAUGCUAUGGCUGUCUUUAUAAUUCCAGUUAUUUUAAGGGUUUUGAUGGGUUUAAUUGACCCUGUGGUUUCCCUCUUAGUCCCCCCCCCCCCUUUGGCUACUUGGAUGCAAUGGAACUUGCCACCCUAUAAUGUAGAUGGACUUUUUAACAAUAUUUGCCUAGUAUGCAUUGUAGACUGAAAGAAUGUAAUAUUUAUUUAUACAUGUUAUGCAAAUUGUCAUUAAAAUGCUUUACAUGGCUUGA
This is a messenger RNA of Anolis sagrei ordinatus, 5632 nucleotides long. It is a transcript of the gene TMEM132C, whose product is annotated as transmembrane protein 132C. Lineage: Eukaryota; Metazoa; Chordata; Lepidosauria; Squamata; Anolidae. The record is from RefSeq and is a predicted model, not a curated record.